Molecule: messenger RNA, 1830 nt
Organism: Lemur catta (Ring-tailed lemur)
Lineage: Eukaryota; Metazoa; Chordata; Mammalia; Primates; Lemuridae
Gene: NAP1L5
Product: nucleosome assembly protein 1 like 5
Exons: 2
Coding region: 56-595 (179 amino acids)
Biological process (GO): nucleosome assembly
Cellular component (GO): chromatin; nucleus
Molecular function (GO): chromatin binding; histone binding
Source: RefSeq, a predicted model, not a curated record
UCGGGUGCAGGUCGCCUGCGGGAGCCAGCCGGACCUCUGCGGCAUCUCUUCUGACAUGGCCGACUCGGAGAACCAGCGCCCUGCGGAGCAGAGCCAGGCGGCGGCGGCGGCGGCAGCGGCGGCGGCGGAGGUGAUGGCGCCGAGCACCUCGCGGGCUGCCGAGGCCGACGGCGCGGCCGCUCAGGCGCCCGGGGAGCCCCAGGGCGCCGCGGAGAACGCCGCACGCCCGAAGAACGACUUCAUCGACAGCCUGCCCAACUCCGUGAAGUGCCGCGUCCUGGCGCUCAAGAAGCUGCAGAAGCGCUGCGACAAGAUCGAAGCCAAGUUUGACAAGGAGUUCCAGGCCCUGGAGAGGAAGUACAACGACAUCUACAAGCCGCUGCUCGCCAAGAUCCAGGAGCUGACCGGCGAGAUGGAGGACUGCGCGUGGACCAUGGAGGCAGACGACGAUGAGGACGACGACUUCGAUGACGACGACUACGAGGACGAGGAGGACGGAGACGAGGAGCCACCAGAGGCGGGUUCCAAGCAGGCGGCCGCGGGGAUGAAGGACGGCGGCGCCCGCGCCGAGAUGCCCGACGACGCCAAGCAGUAAGAGGGGCGGGGGCCGAGGAGGAGGAAGCCGAUCCAGAAAACCUGAUGUUGUUAUUUUUGUGUGUGUGUGAGUAGUGGUGGGCUUAAAAAAGGGGGGUUUUGACCAAAAUGCAAUGUGAAUUUAGUCUGGCAUUCCUAAAAAUCGGUUAAAUUGACGCUGUUAGAAUCCUGGCCAGCCCGGUUCAAAUUUGACUUUCGUUUUGAACUUAAUCAGUGUAUCAAAAGGUAGCGACGAAAACCAAAUUAAACGUAAAAAUUAAUUUUUCGUGAUCUCCUCUGGGAGGACUCGAACUGAGACUCAGAGAGGGUGUCAACAGAUGUGAAAUGAAGAACGUCACUUUGAAACCCGUCCACCAGGCAGCCAUCACGCCACACCGGACACUUUCCCGAUGCGUCACUCUUCAGUUGCUGCAGCCCUGUGACAUUCCCCCGCGCGGAGAAGGCAGAGAGCAAGAAAAACGUCAUCUUUUAAGACUUUGCUUUUGUAACCCGGACAGUUUACACUUGAGAGGAAAGGGACGAGGUCAUUGAAAAAGACUGUGAUGGAGAUCAUGACACUAAUUGUUAAUGAGGCCAGGGAAACUGCCAUUUCAUGUUCUGAAACAUGUUGUGAAUGUUUGAAUUGAGAGAAACAAUGUGGUUCCAGGGAGAGUGUAAAAUCUGUAUAAUAUCGUCAGCUUCUGUACUCAUUAGUCCUAAUCUCAUGUUUAUGUGUUUUCUUGGUGAUGUUUUAAGUAUUGCCUAGCAUUUUAGAAGCAUUAAUUUACUUGAAGAGAUGUAGAAUGUAGCAAAUUGCGUAAAUUUAGCAUGUGUAUUCAGUGUUGCGUAGUUUGCGCCUUGUGAAGUCUUUGUCACGUAGCUUUUAGGGUAUAGCUGUGAAAAUCAUCAGAACUCUUCAUUGAAGCUAAUAUGUUUGGAAAAAAUAUAUACUUGAAGGACUAAUCCAAGUGUGUGCCCUUACCCCCAAGCUCAGAAGUAGAAAGGGUUUACGUUUGCUUGUAUUAGCUGUGCCUUCAUUAUUUUGCUAUGUAAAUGUGACAUAUUAAAUAUAAAAUGGUGCAUAAUUAAUUUUUACUGAUUGACGACAGACUGGCAUACAGGAAGGAUUUCUAGGAAGAACAUUUAAUGUAAAGCUUCUUUGUGGAUUUUGAAUUGUAUGUGAGCCAGUGAUCUGUAAAGAACAUAAGCAUAAAGUUGUUUACCACUGUGGUGUUAAUAAAACAGUAUUUUCAAAAA